GCAUUACCCUUACUGCAGGGCUGGUGCGCCGCCAAGACCCCUAAGAUUUAAUCGCGUGCCUUAAGCAAUGCAACCGCUGUGCUGGAGUGACAACGCCUCUGUCAUUCAUUCCGCCUCAGGGUGACGUUUGAUGCAAUGAUGUACAGCCUUACCUGGGUGGUGAGACAGGGAACAUACCACCUGGUAACCCCCUGGUGCCUGCGCCUCACCCUUCCAAGUACUAAGGCACCAGCCACCUGCACCCUCAGGCAUGGGUGGAGCAGGAGCAUAUCAGUUGGCACCACUGCUCCUGCCUCUAAGACAUGGAGGGCUGGCCAGGAGAGGACGACAGCCAGAUCAGCGGAGGAGAACAAGGACGGUGCAGUUACUGAAGGAGUAGAACAGAAGCAGAGCAUCAUUGGUGAAAGCCAUUCCAGACUACCUGACAGUGAGGGGAGGCUGAGAGAAAGACUGCAGGAUGACACCAUACAAAUGACAAGAAUAGGUGGUAUUGCCUUUGCACAAAGAAUAGAAGAGAGAGGCAGUGCAUCAGCAGCACAAAGAGAUGCACCUCACCAUGUUCCUCCUCCACCAGCACCACCACCACCACUGCACCUUGACUAUGGGCCCACUCCCACCAUACCCCAACGGCUUGUCCUCAGCUCACCCCCAACACUGGCCGCCUACAUGCAGUUGAUGAGGCUUGACCGUCCAAUAGGCACCUGGCUGUUGUUUUGGCCCUGUGGAUGGAGCCUGGCACUCUCUGCAGCUCCAGGGUGUCUGCCGGACCUGUGGCUGAUGACACUGUUCGGUGUUGGAGCAAUGGUGAUGAGGGGAGCCGGCUGCACCAUCAACGACAUGUGGGACAAGGACUUUGAUGGCAAGGUGGCGAGGACAGCUGGCCGUCCCCUGGCCAGUGGGCGGCUCAGCCAGUUUGAUGCCCUGGUCUUCCUUGGGGCACAGCUGGGCCUGGGCUGCCUCAUACUGCAGGAACUCAACUUCUACAGUGUGUGUCUAGGAGCAGCGUCCAUGGGCCUGGUGAUUACCUAUCCCCUCAUGAAGAGAUUCACCUACUGGCCACAGCUGGCACUGGGUUUCACUUUCAAUUGGGGUGCCCUCCUGGGAUCAGCAGCAGCCCUGGGGCAGUGCCAGUGGGCAGUGUGUGCGCCUCUCUAUUUCUCGGGUGUGGCUUGGACCCUCAUCUAUGACACAAUCUAUGCUCACCAGGACAAAUAUGAUGACGUGAUAAUUGGUAUCAAGUCCACGGCACUGAAGCUUGGAGAGGCCACACCGCGCUGGCUGGCCAUGUUUGGCACAACAAUGAUCUCUGGCCUCUUAGCAGUGGGCCACAACGCAGGGCAGACAUGGCCGUACUACCUCACCGUUGCCCUUGUCUCCGGCCACCUGGCGAAGCAGAUCUGGACGCUGGAUAUAAACAAUGCCGCUGACUGUGGGCAAAAGUUCCGAGCCAACAGACACAUCGGGCUGCUGCUGUUUCUGGGAAUUGUCACUGGGAAUUUGUUGAAGGAAUAGGCAUGUAGGAAUGAGGUCAGGGUGUGUCACUGAGUUAGGGCUGCAAGUUUUGAUGUGAAACAGGAAAUUGUCAAGGACCUAAGGAUAUGUAGAAUAGAAAUGUAUUUAGAGGUUUAACAUCAACACCAGGAAAGAUGACAGAGAGAAACACUUACGAUCACAGCACAGAAUGUUGCAAUGUUCAGUUAAUCAUACUCACAAGAUUGGUGACAUUUGUUUUUCUUAUAAGGUUAUUUUUAGGUGUGCAAGAUUUUUGAGGAUAAUUUUUCACUCCAUAUUGGAAGAAGUGUUAUUUUUGCUGUAAGAAAAGAAAUUAUUUAUUAUUUUUAUUUUUCUGAUUAUGUGUGGUAUAAAUGUUAAGUGAGUGAUUUGCUUCAAAGUAAAUGUCAGACGUUGUUAAUGAUUUCAGUGGUUUUGGGUAUUCACUAGAUUUUUGGUAGCAUCAGUAUCCAUUUCUGCCAAAAUCCACUCAGUUUGUCCACAAGGGUAUUGGAGCAUUCAGCAGUGUCUGGGUGUGUGGCAGAGGUCAGGGAAUCACUAGUAAUGGCUACACACUGCCUUCCUUUAUUGUGCCAGUUUAUCACUUUAUAAUUCUCUUCUGUACUGUUGAACACAAUGAGUUUUUCCAUUGCACUUUUGUCCAUUUGGUUUCCUUUGUGGCAUGAGUUGCGUGGGAUCAUGUUUGUAGUAUUAGCACCUCAGGUUGUCACUUCAGCAUACACACUUCAACAUUGCACAAGUACAUGUCACUAGGAGUAAUGGAAUUUUCUUCUCAGCUCUUGCUUUUACUGGAAGAUCAUUUAUUAUUUUGCUUUACAUCAUACAUGAUGUAGAGCCAAAGAGGCAAACCCACUAAAAGAGGGUUCUAAACUUGGGGUUCACAAGAUUUCCAGGGGUACUUAGAUGGCUGAUCUAAUAAUACCCUCUGCAGUACCAUUGCAUAUUGUGUGAGUGUCAGUCAUGAAAUUAACAUUCUGUUCAGUGUUAGAUUACUGGUGGUACAGGUAAAUAUGGUCUUAUAACUCAGGGAGUUCUUUACAAGAAAAAGGUUGGUAACACUUGCAUAGGUUUGGGAUAUGAGCUCUUAGUGUUUUGCAGUUUUAUAUUUACUGCUAUAUUGUCAAAAUGAUGAUAUGCAAACAUAUUGCACAUCAUGUUAAACCACAUUUCCUUAUUGCUGUACCGUAACUAAACUCCCAAACCCCAAUGUGACUGAAUCAUGUGCAUGGUAACUGAUGUAGAUUUUGCUUUCAUGUGAAGGGGCCAAUACUCCUAAAUUAAUCAUCCAACUUGAAAUGAACACUUUUUCUUUACAUAAUAGGAAACCACAUACUCAAGUAACUAUUGUGUGUUGCCGUUUGCAAGUCAUGUGCUGUCUUGUUGGCUGGCUGUAGGAUGAUGACGUUCUCAUCCUUUGAUUUGCCCAAGGGAAGCUAGAGGAGCUGUGAAGACUGUGAUAACUUUUACUUUGUCAUCUUUCCUGGUGCUGAUUUCUAAAUGGCAGAGAAUCAGAGUUCGAAAUAUAUUGGUAACAAAUUAUUUUCCAUCUGAUUUGACAAAUUCUUGAACAAAUUUAUAGAAGGUACUGAAGAAAGUAUAAGAGGUGGCACUGAACUGAAUGAGGUAAAAUCUUACUUUGUGUAUGUCAGUCACUCUAUUUGUAAACUUUCUGCCUCAUUUUCUUAAACUCGAGAAAAUAAUAUAUUUACAUGAAAACCCUGAGAAUGUGAUUUUGUUUGUCUAGUCACGUAGUUAGUGUGAGACAAGAAUUAGGAUGAGUGGUGGCAGUGUAAAAAUCUGAUGUAAAUAUAUGAGAAUUUUGUUA
Portunus trituberculatus (swimming crab) is the source of this 3337-nucleotide messenger RNA. RefSeq names its product 4-hydroxybenzoate polyprenyltransferase, mitochondrial-like (gene Coq2). NCBI's taxonomy places the organism in Eukaryota, Metazoa, Arthropoda, Malacostraca, Decapoda, Portunidae. The record is from RefSeq and is a predicted model, not a curated record. Gene Ontology annotation, biological process: ubiquinone biosynthetic process. Gene Ontology annotation, cellular component: mitochondrial inner membrane. Bases 136 to 1512 code for a protein of 458 amino acids. The transcript has 6 exons.